AUGGCUACACCUGAGCCUGUGCCCGCUGACCCGUGGUCGAGCUGGCAGCCUCAGACAGCAUCCGGCGACCAUCAGCCUGCUGAAGUAGAAGCCCCGGGUCAUGCUCCAUUACCCGAUCCGCCGCAAGGUGAAGAUCAGCAGACGAGUGGUCCGGCGCCAGACCAAGGAAGCGAUUCUCCGGAAUGGCAUGGGAGGGACUGGCGACAGCGAAGCUGGACUGAGCACGAUGAAAAUGCAGACUGGGGAGCUGCCCAUUGGGGUCGGCAGCAAUCCUGGUCACGCCGCGAGUGGAACCACAGGUACCCGGAGGACAGCCACACCUGGCAUAGACACUCCGGCGACUGGACCGGGACUACCGGAUCUACACGGGACUCCGACCAUGGCUCGGACACGCAGUGGCCAGGCCGCUGGUCGGGCACCGAGGCUCCGCGCACGACUUCUACCUGGACUCCAGACGGUGCACCUACGGGAACUUCGAAUGGCGAUGAGUGGGAGACCAGGAAGGCCCAUAUCUCAGAGCGUAUGGCAGUGCCUUCAUUCUCUGCCGAGGCCACCGGCGACGACCUCGGUGCCAGUGCACGGUCAUAUUUGAGACAAAUAGAUGCAUGGAUCAAAGUGACCAGGACCCCACAGCACCAACAAGCCCUUCUCCUCUACCAGCACCUGCAAGGACGCGCCUGGGUCGAGUCCGAAGAACUCUCGGUUGAGCGCCUCGCAUCGGACCAAGGGGUCACAGUGUUUAGGCAGUGGGUGCAAGAGCGCUACCAAGAAGUCGAGGUCUCAAAAGUUGCCGAGGCCCUGACCCACUUCUUCCGGAAACUACGAAGAGGGCCACAGCAGAGCAUCAGAGAGUUCAACUCCUCUUACGAUAGGGCCCACACCCGACUCCUUGAGAUAGAUUGCCGACUACCUGAAGUUGCUCGGGCAUGGGCGUACCUCAACGGCUUGGGCCUCUCGCAGAGCGAGGAGCUCGGCAUCCUGGCUUCUGUCGGCAACGAGUACAACACGACCAGGCUGCAACGGGCUGCGAUCCUACAUGAAAAGAGCCUCAAGGGUCACUGGCAGUAUCGCCGGGGACAAACUGGCGACGACACUCGCCGAGGCGGGGUCUACAAGAAUGCGAAGGGUGCCUACGUGACAGAGCACAACGAGGACUCGGAUGGCGAGGUGAACUCGACUGUGGGCGACGAGUUGCCCGAGGAGGAGGCAGCGGAGUUGCACGAGGCCUACAUGGCGCAGGAGAGCGCCAAGGCGAAAUACCGCGAGAUCGCAAAGGCCCGGGGAAUCAACCCCGAUCUUGUGAAGAACGACGGGAAGACCCCAGGCGAGAAGCUCCAGAUCGCAAAGUCCAGGAGCUUUUGCUCAGGGUGCAAACGCAGAGGACAUUGGCACAGAGAUCCAGAAUGUCCUCUGAAUCAAGGCCGAGGUGGAGUCGCAGACCGUUCUGAGAAUAAGGACGGCAGCGGUGCGACUAAGGAGGGCUACAUCGUUCAGAUUGCCUACGAGGUUGGCGACAAUGGAGACCGUGACGGCCUCUACGCGAUCACAGACUGUGCCUGCAGCAAGACCGUCGCCGGACAGCGAUGGAUCCAGGACUACAUCGGCAGUGCAAAGCGAUCCGGCUGGGAGCCGCAGCUGAUCCCAUGUGAUGACGAGUUCCGCUUCGGAGCAUCGAAGCUGUUCAAGGCCAACUACACCGCCACCAUUGUCAUCCACGUCGAAGACAAGAGCUUCAUGGUCCGAGCAGCCGUUGUCAGUGGAGACGUGCCUCUCCUUCUUUCGCGGGGAGUACUCGCCCGAUUGGGCAUGAUCUACGACAUCGAGAACCACCGAGCGGACUUCAAGAAGCUGAACAUCACGAACCACAAGCUGUGCUACACCGCCAGUGGCCACCCCGCAGUGCCGGUCUCACCUGUCCAGCGCCGCGGCCUCGAAUACCCUGAUCCACAAGCGUGGGGGUCUCGCGAGGUGAUCAUCAACAGUGUGCCUGCUCCGGUAUACACAGCUUUUAUGACAGGGAACAGGGAAGUGAGCCUAGAGGUACCAGCCCCCGAACCACAUCAAGUACUUCCAGCUACGUUGUUCUUCCCAAAGAAGGUUGAUUCCGCCGUCUACAACAUGUUAUCAGCUGAAGCCUUCGACCCUACCGCCUUCUCCUCAUGGUGGAGCACAACAAAGCACUGUAACGACUUCUGGAUUGAGGGCCCUGCCGAAUGGAUCCGUGUUCACAUCAUCCCACGAAAGAACAUGUUUAGCCCAGAGCAUUGGAGAACUACAAACCUCGAUCACAAAGUCAACCUCCAAUGCCUCUCGCCGCAUUGUGGGUCGGAAGAACAGUGUUUGCGAAAGCAGCCCAUCGCCUUUCCCGCGAACCCUCGACUCAUGUCCAAGGCAGCCGGCAGCAAGUCUCCAUGGCAGAUGACGAAGGCCGAAUUGAUCCAGUGCGCCACCGACAUGGGGGUGACCGUUCACUCGACCUGGACAGCGCCCGAAAUCAGAUCGAUCAUCCAGGAACGGCGCCAGAAGAACAACACUUCAACAAUCCCGAAAGGAUUGUCGAGUAUGACCUUGGCGGACUUACAGGCAAAGGCCACGGAGCUCAAUGUGACGAUCAACUCUCGCAUGGGAAAGGGCGAGAUCAUGAGGGCCAUCAGGGACUUCACGCGGGCCCCCGACGAGGAAGUUGUGACUUUCGGGAGGUUCCGCAACUACAUGUUCAAAGAAGUGCCGGAAAGCUACCUGCAAUGGUCCAUCCGCGAGACGACAGCGAACAAGGGGGCGAGCGACGACUUGAAGAGGCUCGCCGCAUGGGCUUCGACCAGGGAGACCCCGACCAUCGAGGACCCCGAGGACCACGCGAAGAUCCCCUACCACCCGGAUGCCGAGACGAGCUCAGUGGGAGGAUCGCUGUCGAGUUGGUCGGUGGCAGAUCAGCGUCCACUGCCUCCGAGUGGUUAUGCAAAGGCAAAGGCCAAGGCACCCGGGCAGGGAACCAAGAAGGCUCGGGAGGAGACGGGCACACCAGCACCCAUGCAGCAGGACCUGCCGCCGGAGAUCGCAGAGGAGCUCCGGGCGCUUGCUAUACUCGCUUGGCCACGCUGCGGGACCAGUACAACCUGGAUCCCGCGCCCACUCCGCCGUGAAGAUCGAGACCUGGACCCAAUCUCUGGUCGUCCGGAUGACGAGGAGAUUUUCUUUGAUUGCGAGCCCGAGACCCCAUGGGAAAGCACUGUGUUCGAGACCGGCGAGUUCUUGGAGUGUUACGAGGACUACAGCCCGGGAGUUUGUGAAUGGUUCAUCAAGAAGCUUUGUGAGUUAGCCGGGCAUGCCCCCCGCCGAUCGUGCCAGACAAGGGGAAAGCUCCUCGUCCUCGGUGGCUACGUCCAUGGAGGAAUCACUGGGGUGACCGCUAAGAGCCACGCCUUCAAGGAGGCUGCCCGCUACCUCAACAGCUACAUCAAGCACCAUCUACCUGGACGAGGCCGAUGGACCAGCCUCUGCAUCAACGUCGGCAACAUGGCCGGACCCCACCGGGACUCCAACAACUACCGCCGGAGCUACAACUACACCACCUCCUUUGGCCAAAAGUCGGGUGGACGAGUGUGGAUCGAACGCGGAGAACAAGAAGGUCUGGAAGGAGAACCGCACGCACUUCAGCUGGACCAACAAGAGGCGAUCCCGGGCAUCUUUGUUAACACCAACGAGAAGGUCAUCAAGUUCCACCCCCACCGGAAGCACUUCGUAGAGGCAUGGACCGGAGAACGGGCUUCUUUGACGGGGUACGCCAUCCGUAGCGUCGGGAGCUUGACCCGAGACGAGCGAGAUUUUCUGCGAAGUCUCGGUUUCCCAAUCACCGACAACCUUGACAACAACGACGGCAACACCGCCUACGUGAGCGACCUGGACCAGGGCAACUGCUCCGACGAGCACGUCAAGGAGGAAGUCACCAAGCGACCAAGGAAGAGCACAAGACGAAAGUUGUGGAAGAGUGCUGCGACUGCCGGUAGCCUCUUCGCGCUCACCCUGAACGCUGCCACCGCCUACGCGUGCGACUUCUACCCCAAACCUACUACAGGAGUGGCGCUACAGGAGACUGGUGGCGAAGAGGAAACCUACAAAGCCGCUGAGCUGGGGCACGAUGUCGCCGAACCCUUCGGCAACGACGUUUGGUACAGCGAGCGGACCUACAAAGAGUUCAGUGAGAACCUCCAAAGCCUUGCCCCACGUGUUCUGUGGAUUCAUGCAGAAGACCACCCAGUCCUGAAGGACCGGAUGAAAGACGCUGCCAACGCCCAGUUGGACCGAGGAGGAACCGUUGUGUACGAAGCCUCUGAGGGGUCCCCUUUGUGGCGGGACAGUGACUUGUUGGAGAUCCAAGCCGAGAACUACUACAAGUUUGACGUGAUUGGCGACGCCAGCUACUUAUGGGUGAAGCGAAGUCCAUUCCGUGACCUACCACCAGUUCGGGAGAUCUACGCGGCCGAGGCCAGGAGCUCCGAAGAACCAACCGCGGUCGGGGCAAGUGCCAUCUCCUUUGACAAGGUCGUUGCCCCUCACGUGCAAGCGGCUCUUACACGACUGCACCAAAACCUCGGACACCCGGCGGUCACGGACCUGACUAGGCACUUGCGCCUGGCCGGGGCCAGUGAGGACAUCAUAAAGAUCGCCAAGGGCAUGCGCUGCCAGGUCUGUGCCAGGAAUAAGAGAGCUUCCGCACCAAGGCCGGCAUCACUCCCCUCCUUCCUCGACUUUAACCAGUUGGUCAGCGUCGAUGUUUUCCACGUGUUUGACAUCAACCGAAAGCGCCAUGAGAUGCUUUCCGUUGUGGACCACGGCACCACCUUCCAUUUGGUGAAGCGACUAGAAGGGCAUUCCGCCAAGAGCUUCGAGCACGCCUUCGUCGACAUCUGGGCAAAUACUUUUGGAGCACCGGGGUGCAUAGCCGCAGACCUGGAAACCGGCUUACAAGCCGGAUUGGCAAAGUACUGUGAGUUUGCCGGUGUGAAGCUACGUGCUGCCGCAGGUCAAGCACACUGGCAGCAGGGAACUGUUGAACGGCAUGGUCAAUGGCACCAGGACAUUCUCCAGAAGAUCAUCGACGAGCAGUCCGUCGGGGAGAACGACAUUGAUCUGGCCGUGACCGCGGCCAACCAGGCGAAGAACGAAUUGCGUCGGAGACACGGAUAUUCACCAUGCCAGGCCGUGUUCGGAAAAGAUCCCCGGCACCCCGAGGAUCUCAUGGAUGGCAACGACGAAGAGCGGGCUAUGGAGAUGAUGACUGCCGAUCGAAGAAGACAGAGGGAGGUGGCACUCAGGACGGCAGCUCGCACUGCCUUCUACCGUUCACAAGUUGAUGUGAAGUUGAGAAAGGGACUCAUCCAGAGAGCCCGUGUCAAGAAAGGGUCCUACGCCGUCGGGGAAAUGGUCUGCUUCUACCGCCUCGGCAAGUCCGGGACAACCAACAAAAGGGGCCAGUGGAGGGGUCCAGGUCUCAUCUUGGGCAACGAUGGCGGCAACUGGUGGAUAAGCUAUGCCGGACGGUGCCAUUUGGUGGCUGAAGAACACAUGCGGCCGAGCACAGCCGAAGAGCUUGGCAGCUUGUUCUCUUCCCAGAUCGCCCGUAAGGACCUCGAAACGUUGUUGUUUGCGGACCCCGACGAUCCGACCAACUAUGCUACUGAAGAGGAGGAAGGGGACUGCGAAAUGGAAGCCGGCAACCCCGAUGAACAGAACGAACCGCCGUUCGAGCACGACCUUGCGAACGAUGAUGCCAUGGCGGAGCCAGAGGUCGCCCCACCAAGAAGCAACUACGGACCUGAAGGACGACGCCGAAGACAAAAGAGCCGGCCGCCGGGAAGCGAACCCUAUGAAGCACUCAUGAUGAAGACUGCCACCACCGAAAGGUCCCGCGAGAAACAGCGCGAGAAAGAACUUCCGUGGCGACUCAUACCCCCCGAGCAGCACCAGGCCUUCAAGGAAGCGGAGGCCAAACAGAUCAAAGAACACCUAGACCACGCGGCCCUGAGUAUCCUGACCUACGAGGAGACAGUCGCCGUCCUCAAGGUCACGCCCCCGGAGCGCAUCUUGAAUUCCAGAUGGGCAUACAAGGAUAAGAACUACGCCAAGCGCAGAGAGAACAACACCCUGCCCUGGAAAGCCAAAGCACGACUCAUUAUUGGAGGACACAAGGACCCCGAUGUCGCUUCCCUUGUGACGGACGCUCCGACUGUCAACCGCCUCUCCGUCCUGAUCUUGAUGCAGAUCCUCUCCUCACACCUUGACGACCCAGAGCCGUGGUGUGCAAGUGCAGGCGACGUCAACGCCGCAUUCUUGAAUGGACCACCGCUUCAGCGAACGCUGUUCAUGCGACAGCCAAGGACCGGGAUACCGGGAAUGGAGAGAGACGCCCUCUUCAAGGUUGAGAAGGGGAUAUUCGGACUACCUGACUCCCCGCGAGGCUGGUGGGACGAAGUACAGAGGAUCAUUGACGACAUCGAGAUGAACCACGACAAGGAGACCUACCACCUCGUGCCGUGCGCCCUGGACCCGUGCGUCUACUACCUCGUCCCAGGACAAGAUCGACGCGGCACCCCGCGAGCGUACCUGUGCAUCCAUGUCGACGACUUGCUAGUCGUCGGGCCAAGAAAGCUGGCCGUGAAGCUGCGGGAGACCCUCAGCCAGCACCUCCCCAUCGAGGAAUGGGAAGAGAACAGCUUCGACUACAUCGGGUCACAUUUCGAGGUGAAAGAGGACUGCGUCGAGGUGACCCAGACAGCCUACGCUGCCACCCGACUUUUUACGGUCGAUGUGGACAAAGCACACCGCGAUCAAGAAGGAGCCACUACCGAACAGAAGACGGACAACCAAAGUCUGAUUGGUGGACUUUCAUGGCUGGCCGUGCAGUCCCGACCAGAUCUCCAAGUGUCCGUCUCUAUCGCUCAACAGAUGCAGAAAGAUCCUUCUAUCGAGGAUGUGAGAUUCACAAACUCGACGUCACGGAAAGCUGUCAGUUUCAAAGACAAUGGGCUGAAGUUCACCAAGAUCGACCUCAGCGACCCCGUGCUCAUGGUGUUCCACGAUUCUUCGUGGGCUAAUGUUGUCCCCUUAGAAGGUGAAGAUGGAUUCCGCCUAAGCCGCGAAGAUCACGAGAAAGGAUUCAUGACAGAGGUGCCCAGCGACUUCCAGGUCCGCAAAGCAAAGAGGGCUAGCACGAAGGUUGCCAGCCAGUAUGGGAUCCUCAUCCUGGCCACCGACCAGGAGAAGCUACGAGAAGGAGGACUGUGCAACAUCCUCGACUGGAAGUCUUCAACGGCAAAGCGCGUUUGCCGGUCCACCUUCGCCGCCGAGUCCAUUGCGUGUUCUGAAGGGCUAGAGCAAGGGCAGUAUGUGAGAUCGGUCUUUAUGACAAUCCUCAAAGGGGAGCUGCAAAAGGUCGAAGAUCUUGAAGGAAAGCACUUGAGGUGCUUCACAGACUGCCGGUCACUGUACGACCACCUUCAUCGGGUUGGCGUCCCUAGGACUCCAACCGAUAAACGGCUCGCAAUAGACUUAGCCGCAAUUCGACAAAUCCUUCACCGGGAGAGGUACGCCGGUAAGCUUCCUCUUGACUGGAUCCCCACGUCUUACCAAUUAGCCGAUGUAUUGACUAAGCCGAUGUGCCCUAAGAAGUGGUGGAACCAGGUCAAGGGAAUCUAUCGGAUCCCAUUCCGAAGCACCUGA
This is a messenger RNA of Symbiodinium sp. CCMP2592, 7719 nucleotides long. Lineage: Eukaryota; Dinophyceae; Suessiales; Symbiodiniaceae. The record is from the annotation of a GenBank genome assembly.